AUGCGCGUCAGGAUGGUGCCAGGAUGUCUGGCCGAAGGUGUGAAAAUCACGCCUGUCGUCAUCAAUUACCGCGGUGUCGCGGAGACAACAAAUAUUGUGGAGGGUCGAUUUAUAAACGCUUCUGACAUAACCAUACUAGUCUUCCGUGGAACAGUGAUCUCGCAAGAGAUAAGGGGUGAAUUGGUGCGACUUGGUGUGCGGAUCCAUGAUGUUUGGCGCAAUAAGGGUAGUGUAGCCCAGCGCUACCUACCUUCCCACGUACGACGAAAUCAGGCUCCAGUUAUACCUGUCUGGGUGCCCCUUACAAACCAAUUGAAGAGUCCGCAUUCCACCUGCGUGUGCCCUCGCUUCGUCAAUGAUCAGUCCUACUUGUUCAUCUCACAGGCGUAUGAGGCAAGUGUGUCUACUGACAAGUUAUGA
Molecule: messenger RNA, 420 nt
Organism: Hydatigera taeniaeformis
Lineage: Eukaryota; Metazoa; Platyhelminthes; Cestoda; Cyclophyllidea; Taeniidae
Source: the annotation of a GenBank genome assembly